UCGGGUUGGCCAGGAGCACUUCAUUCAGCGUGUCAAUGGGCUGGGCCAAUAACUAAACUAAAUGGGCCACACGACUGCCACCAGCCCAAAAUGACUGUCUUCUUCCUCCAGCCGGCGAGCAGACAGAUCGACGGGUAGGCGGCAAGUGCUCGGCUGCUCCAUCGCCAGUCGCCUGGAACGCCAUGGCGCCAUGGGAGGGGCAGGGGAGGGGGUCUGCUCCGCCGAUAGCUGGGGCAGCUGCCCCACCUUGCGUGAUGCAGAAGCUCGCCAUCAUCGCCGUCGAUCUCCUAACCGCCAACGCCACCAGCACAUCAACACAGAUUGGUAAUCAGCUCAAGAAAGAAGACAACAUAGGAGGUCCCAUGAGGUGGUGCCUGCAGGCGUGCCAGGCGCUGUACGGUAGCAUGCUGCAAAUGCAGCCUAGGUGCUCGGAUCUAGUCAAGGACUUCCGGUACGGCGAGGCGAAAUCUUGCCUGGGCCAAGCGGCGAGGGAGGCGGAGCAGUGCGAGGCCGAGUUCGUCAGGAGGCGUGUGGCGUCGCCACUGACGGUAGAGGACGGCUGCGCGUUCAAGCUGGCCAAGCUUGCAUCAGCCUUGCUCCAACAUGCUGGUGACUGAAAAACUAUAUUGAUACUGUACCUCUUCUUUUCCGUCAGAUGCAUGUGCUGUAACAGAUGCAUUUCUGA
Panicum virgatum (switchgrass) is the source of this 685-nucleotide messenger RNA. RefSeq lists its product as uncharacterized. The transcript has a single exon. The record is from RefSeq and is a predicted model, not a curated record. Gene Ontology annotation, molecular function: enzyme inhibitor activity. The coding region runs from base 183 to 617 and encodes 144 amino acids. Lineage: Eukaryota; Viridiplantae; Streptophyta; Magnoliopsida; Poales; Poaceae.